GGACCGAGAGCAUUGUGGCAUUGUGAAAAUCGCAUGAAAAAUCGGGAUGGCAGCUUUCAGACUUCUCUCUGAUAUAAGUAUCAUAUGAUUAGUUACUUGUCAAAUAUAAAAAUUUUGGAAAUUCUCCGAAUUCUUCUCUUUAAAAAUUCUUCCUUUAAUAACCAAUCGCGUAGUGUCUGUUCAUGUUUUCUUGCUGAAAAUCUUUUUAGCAUUCCGUUAGUAGUCUAGUAUAAUACAUAGUCUGUGGCACAAAACGACUUUGUAGUUCACGGCGCUCCACGAGAGGACUUCAUAGUCUUUCCUGUUGACGGUUGAUCCAAAAUUGGUGCAAAAGUCAAAAGCGUCAAAGAGAUUGGCGACUCUGAAUAAUAUUGUUGCGUGUUAUUAUUGUGUAAGGACAAAAAACUAAAAAAUAAAAAACUAAACAAUAGUGCAACUAUGUUAAACCAGGCGGUGGUUGAGGCUCUUUAUUCGGCAACAUAUAUCGAAAAUUACUUGGACUGUGUGGAAAAUCUGCCAAACGAUUUGCAGAGGCACGUUUCUCGUUUGCGGGAACUGGAUGCCACUUGUCAAACAUAUUUACGUGAAGUUGAUCAGCAUCAAGAAACAUUACAAAGCGAUACAGAUCCUGUGAUAAAAAGGAGAGCAUUGCUAAGAGUACAGCAAGCUCUGAUUGCGGCGCAAGAAAUAGGAGAUGAAAAAUUACAAAUUAUUCAGCAAGUACAAGAUCUUAUAGAGAACAAAUCUAGGCAGUUAGACUUAGAUUAUCGGAAUUUAGAUUUUGGAAAGGAACAAGAAAGCUCUGAAGUUCGUGAAUCAAACAUGAACAACAGUUCAAAUACCACAAGCCAUACAAACAACAUAGAACGCCACCCAAAACGUGCCAGAAGAACAAGGACUGAAACCUUGAUGGAGUCAGCCCAUUCCAUGGAUAUAAUGGAUAGAAUGACAGAGACAAGGUCUUCGACGAUGUCUAACAUAAGCAAUGGAAAUCAAAAGAAAACAACAACAGCCACUACUGGUAAGAAAAAGAAACGAAAAUCUCGGCAAGGCACUCAACAAAAUCAACAUCGCGAAGAUACACCGCCUCCCCCAGAGGAUGAUCUUGCAAUAGAUCCUGAUGAGCCAACUUACUGUCUAUGUGACCAGAUAUCAUAUGGCGAGAUGAUUCUUUGCGACAAUGAUCUAUGUCCUAUAGAAUGGUUUCACUUUUCAUGCGUUUCUUUGACCACUAAGCCUAAAGGUAAAUGGUUCUGUCCCAAGUGUCGUGGCGAUCGACCCAACAUCAUGAAACCCAAAGCACAAUUCCUCAAAGAGCUAGAAAGAUACAAUAAGGAGAAGGAGGAGAAAUCAUAGCAAGAACACAGAGAAAAAAUUUGAGAAUUUCGGAAAACGUGAUUGGACCUAAUCUAGGAUUUUAUGAUAUAUAAAUUUUAAUUUUGAACUACAUGUGUGUGUAUUAUGAUUGUAUUCUUCGAAAUAUUGAUUUCUUCUUUUCAUGAAAUCAUGACAAUCUCUUAAAUGUAAAAAUAAUGUUUCUAUUGCAUUUAAAUUGUAAAGGUUAAAUGAUUGUACCUAAUAUUUAUGCCUGUACAUACAUAUAAAGUCACAUUAAACGAUUCACAAGUUUUAUGUUUAAAUGUAUUUUCUUUAUUGAUAUUUUGAUUGUUAAAGACUUAUUGAAUAGAACUGGGAUAACUUUGGUACUUUUGCACACGCCAAUACUAAUAGUAUCGUUUCUCCAUGCUUAAGCUGAUCACGUGAUGUUUUGUGCAAUAUUUAAUCUCGCAUAUUUGAAAGCGAUGAAAGAGCGUUAGAUUUCAUGUACGCAACUAUGUUAUUCGCACAAGGUGUAGUGAUUGAACGCUAUGAUGGAGAAAUCAGAUAACUCUUCUUUUCCAGGAAUUCUCCGCUUAUAUUGUAAAAGUUAUCCGGGCUUUACUGUAAAAAGAAUAAAAAUAAGAGUUUAUGUAAAUAAGUACAAAAUAAUUGAAUUAUUGGAAAAAAUAAACAUUUAAUAUUUAAAAUACAA
Cataglyphis hispanica is the source of this 2032-nucleotide messenger RNA. RefSeq names its product inhibitor of growth protein 1. The transcript has 3 exons. The record is from RefSeq and is a predicted model, not a curated record. Lineage: Eukaryota; Metazoa; Arthropoda; Insecta; Hymenoptera; Formicidae. Bases 439 to 1356 code for a protein of 305 amino acids. Gene Ontology annotation, cellular component: nucleus. Gene Ontology annotation, biological process: positive regulation of DNA-templated transcription.